GAUAGAGGGAGGGUGGGGCGCGUUGCUUCGGUUGGUGCGUGCCGCUGUUGAGGUGACUGCGUCGCUGCGAGAGGGCUGUUGAGGAGAGCGGCAGCCCGGGCGUUCGGUCAUGGCGGGUAGUGAUACCGAACGAGAUGGAGUAGUCCCAGAAAAGUCCUCUCCAGAAGGGGAGAAGAAAAAGGAACAAUCAGAUGCUUCCAGUUCUCCCAGAACAUCAAAGCAUCACUAUUCAAGAUCGCGUUCACGGUCAAGGGAAAGAAGGCGGAAGUCAGAUGCUGAAGGAAGAAAACACAGAAGCCGGAGCAGAAGCAAAGAGGCAAGAAGACAUGAAUCCAAAGAGAAGUCCUCCAAGAAGCACAAAUCUGAAGACCACAAUGACAAAGAACAUUCUUCUGACAAGGGAAGAGAGAGCCUAAACUCAUCCGAAAAUGGUGAGGAUAGACAUAAACGCAAAGAGAGAAAGUCAUCAAGAGGAAGGAGUCAUUCAAGAUCCAGGUCUCGCGAAAGACGCCAUCGCAGUAGAAGUCGUGAUAGGAAAAAAUCCCGAUCUCGCAGCAGAGAGAGAAAGCGCCGUGUGAGAUCUCGUUCUAGAUCAAGAUCUAGGCACAGACACAGAAGCAGAAGUAGAAGCAGAACUAGGAGCAGAAGCAGAGAACGAAAGAAAAGAAUUGAAAAGCCCCGCAGAUUCAGCAGGAGUCAUAGCCGGAGUCCAAGUCCACCACCUUUUCGAGGUCGAAAUACAGCUAUGGAUGCACAAGAAGCAUUAGCCAGAAGGUUGGAAAGAGCAAAGAAAUUGCAAGAACAGAGAGAGAAAGAAAUGGUUGAAAAACAGAAGCAACAGGAAAUGGCUGCAGCAGCUGCAGCCACUGGAGGUUCUGUUAUUAAUGUUGCCGCUCUUCUGGCAUCGGGAACACAAGUAACUCCUCAAAUAGCAAUGGCAGCUCAAAUGGCAGCACUACAAGCAAAAGCACUAGCAGAGACUGGAAUAGCUGUACCUAGCUAUUACAACCCAGCAGCAGUGAAUCCAAUGAAAUUUGCUGAGCAAGAGAAAAAACGAAAGAUGCUUUGGCAAGGCAAAAAGGAAGGGGAUAAAUCACAGUCUGCAGAAAUAUGGGAAAAAUUAAAUUUUGGAAACAAGGACCAAAAUGUCAAAUUCAGAAAACUGAUGGGCAUUAAGAGUGAGGAUGAAGCUGGCUGUAGUUCAGUUGAUGAAGAGAGCUACAAAACGCUGAAACAACAGGAAGAGGUUUUCAGAAAUCUAGAUGCACAGUAUGAAAUGGCAAGAUCACAGACGCAUACACAGAGAGGAAUGGGGUUGGGGUUUACAUCUUCAAUGCGAGGAAUGGAUGCGGUUUGAAUACAAACAACUUUAAAGUUUGGGACUUUGGAAGGUUCUUGUUCAAAUGUUGGGUCCUUGUUCACCAAAAAGCUAGCAUUCUAGCUUGCAUGGGUGUUGCAUUGACUUUAAUUUAUUGAUAAAUACAAUUUUUUUUGUAAAUAUCAGAUCAGUGAUACUGGUGUUAGUGUUGUAAUCAGGUUAUACCCACUUCCAUUAAACUUGACAGAACUAUAGAAGGACAGUAUUUUUUAGUUAAAGUUCUACUUUUCAAACCAAGCAGCAGAUGGGAUGAACUCAUACAUGGAUAUUUGGUGUCCACUGUCUUGUGUACUUUUGUACUUUAACCUUGUACAGUUAUUUUCGAUUCUUGAAACAUGAAAGAAACAUUGUGUAGAUGUUAUUUAGCAGUCUGGGCCACUAGGCACAUAAUCCAGCACAAAAACCUGGUUAAUAAUAAAGAAGUUUUUUCUCUAAGGUCUUACUAUAUGUUAAUCAAGUUGUCUUUAGGGCAGAACUCAGAGGAAACUCAGGAAGGGCUCAGAGGAAGUCAGAAAUAGAGCAUUUGUUUUGCUUUGCCUAUUUGGAAGUACAGUUUUCCUAAAAUAAGGAAUUUGCUGAGGAAUACUGAACUCAUGCCUCCCUUUGUGAGUUGGGCUAAUUUUUUUUCCACUAUUCAGAGUUCUUGAAGUGCUGGCAAGUGUUAGGUUUCUUUUUUAUGGAAUGUAUUAAAAAAGAAAAGAAAAAAACCUAAACUGCUUUAAUGUUA
Molecule: messenger RNA, 2105 nt
Organism: Phasianus colchicus (ring-necked pheasant)
Lineage: Eukaryota; Metazoa; Chordata; Aves; Galliformes; Phasianidae
Gene: RSRC2
Product: arginine and serine rich coiled-coil 2
Source: RefSeq, a predicted model, not a curated record